Stegastes partitus (bicolor damselfish) is the source of this 3027-nucleotide messenger RNA. RefSeq lists its product as uncharacterized. Lineage: Eukaryota; Metazoa; Chordata; Actinopteri; Pomacentridae. Bases 123 to 2288 code for a protein of 721 amino acids. The transcript has 16 exons. Gene Ontology annotation, molecular function: interleukin-17 receptor activity. The record is from RefSeq and is a predicted model, not a curated record.
GUGGGAGGGGGAUGUAUCUGUCAUGCUGUGGUGGUCGGUGGCUCGAAGCGUAACGAGCUUUGCGUUUCUGAUGAGGGAAGUGUAGCGGAGGAGCAGGAGCCGGUGCGCCAGAGAGAAACGGGAUGUGCCAAGCGCAAAGGCGCACUCCAACAAACAUGGCUCUCCCUCUCCAGCGGGUACCACAUGUUGUCUCCUUACUGCUGUCUCUGCUGCGUUUCUGGAUGUUGGUGUCGGCGGGCGAGCUGGAGAUGGUCGACCGAGACGCACCUGAGCUCACCUGCAGCGAGGGUUUGACCGACUGCCAUGUGAGCUCAGGCUCUCAGUUCUCUGCUCUUCUGCCUGAUCCGUUUGGCUCAGUGGACGUCACUGAGGUGCAGCUAAAAGUCAUUCUGUGCUGUUCGGCCAGACGAGACUGUGAAAUAUGCCUGCAAAUCGUCAUCACUGUCCAAGAAGUGGACAGAGCAGUGGAUGUUUCCGGGGAGUCAGGUGACGACGGCGAUGAGGAGGCUUUGGUGAAAGUACAUCUCAGCUCCCCAGUUACCAAAGAAGUUUGGAAGAAACUUCAGUUUAAACUAGUCUACUCCAAUUUAGGCCAUCCCUCUGAACAGGCCAGACAUGAGCUGCAGCUGACAGAGAAAGUGGAGUUAGGCAGUCCUGUUGAGGUCCACGCAUAUUCAAAGGGAACACACGGCAAGAAGAACAUCACCAUUCCAUCCUUAGAAGAAGUUUGCUCCGUUAAGCUUGAGGGGAAUAUAAAGGAAUGUGAUGUUCCCAAACUUCAAGCAGUGACUGAUCAUAAGGAGAAUGUGGUUCUACAACUGCAGAACAAUGACACCAGACAAGAAGAAGUCAUGUUUCAGAUGGAUUGGAAUGGACGCUCUGGCGAAGCUCUUGCAUGGCCCAAAGGCAACACAGAGAGGGCAAUCCCAUCACACGACAUUGCCCCAUGCCUGUGCUUCAAGGUGUGGUGGAAGGGAAAGGACCUGCGGAGAGAAUACUGCCCUUUCAAAAAUCAACAAGAUGCACUUGAAAGAAUGCAGCACAAUGUGUCUCUGUCAGUGGCGGAGGCUCGGAUGAGGAAUGGUGGAGCAGGGCUGAGCUGGAAUGUAACCGCCCCCUGCAGACUGGAGGCAGAAGUAUGGCUGUGCAAGAAAGACCCAGCCAGAGGCCAGUGUGACGAGGUGGCAGGGUCCAGACAGAGACUACAGGCUGGCUGGACCGCAACACGCAGUGGACACUGGCAAACAGGAGAGUUCAACAUGUCAUCUCAUCCUCUGCUUUGUGUUCAGUUAAAGAUUAAAGGAAUGAGGUCAUACUUGGAGCCCCAGUGUCCAUUUAUAACAUCUCGAUCGAGAUGGGCAGUGCCUCUUCUCACUGGAUUAUUCUUGAUGUGCUUGAUCAUACUAGGAGCUUAUAUUACACAAGGGAUCCUAAAAGGCUAUGUUUGGAAAUGGUUAAAAGAGGAUGAUGUUAAAGGGGCUGUGGGUGGCGGUCAUGUGGUGCUGCUGUACUCGCCCGAUGAUGACCAGGGCCUGCCAGGGUUGCUGUGCCAUUUGGGUUCAUCCCUGCAGGCUCUUGGCUUCAGUGUGUCUUUGGACCUGUGGAGCCAGGCUGAGCUCAGCAUGCUGGGCCCAGUGCCAUGGCUCCACUCGCGAUUGGACAGACUACAAAGGCAGGGAGGCAAAGUGGUGCUAGUCCUAACCCGGGCCACCUGGACGAAGGCAGAAGAGUGGGGAGCUAGGAGCUGGGAGAGAAACACUUCCAGGGAGAGGAGCAGAGACCAGGAGGAAGAGGAUACAGGAAGAAGCCAUCCUGCAUCUUCUCCGCAUGCAGAUGUCUUUAGCGCUUCACUGAGCUGUAUUCUCGCCGACUAUUUACAAGGACGUGCAGGUGAGCGCUUUAUGCUGGUGCAGUUUGAGUCUCUGCCACCUGAACUUCCGGGUAGUUUAAGGCCACUGCCACAACUGUUCCGCGGCCUUCAUGUCUACAGCCUUCCCUCCCAGAGUCUGGGUUUUCUGACUGAACUGGCUGGAGCUCAGCAAAUGGCUAGUGCAUCAGCAAGACGGAAAAGGGCAGGCGGGCUCAGGAUGGCGUCCCGAGCUCUGGCCCAAAGGCUGUCAGGGUUUACAGCAGGGACUAAUGUGUUACGGCUUGCGGGGAUGUCCCAGAGCUGUGUUGGUGUAGGGGUGGAGGACUCUGGGGAAACUGUGCCCUUACAGCCAUGUCUUAUUACGCCCCCAUCCAGCCCUGACACAAACCCCAAGGUCAAUGAAAUGGACUGGGUCUGACACCAAGAGAAGGACGCCCAUGCUUCAGUGUUAGGAGGAGCAGCCAGUACUAACUUAUAAGUACCUGAAGUGAUGCACUGGAAGAUACUCAGGAAACUAUCAGUAUUAAUUUGCAGCUUUUGUAUUUGUUGAUCUAAACAUCUGGCAUCAAGGGUCUGUUGAAAACGAGGAGUUUUAUGUAUGUAGCAGCAGAAAGAAUAGCUUGGUUUUUUUUUGUUUUUGUUUUGUUUGUUUGUUUUUUAUAUAUAUAAAAGCUGGAUUGUUGGAGCUUGAGCUGUUGAGGGGAUUUUUUAAAAUUAAACUUUCAACAUUAAAUCACCAGAAAAUACAAGAAAAAAGAUGACAGCAGUUGUACACAGCUUGAAUGUACAAAAGUGCUCCAUGAUGAAGAUAUUUCUAAGGCAAUGUGGUUCAAUACGGCAUUAAAAUUACACAAAAAUGCAACAAAAUGUCCCAUUGAAGUUCAUGGCUCUAUUAUUUUGCAAACCCUUUCGCAAUUUUUCAAGCUUAAACCAAACCACUGUGUGAGUUUACACCUUUCCAAGUACAUAACGUUUUGCCUGCACAUGUAUUGCAUACUAAAAGUCCUGGAAGGCAUGAAGAAAACAAUAAAUAAAUGCACUGUCUCAGACUAUAUUCUGACUGUAAGAAUAUAUUCAACCAAGCAUGUUGAGUUGGUUUUAUACUGUGUCUUGUCUAAGUGUUAAAAAUGGCAUUAAAUAAAGAUUUCAUCGUAGUA